Molecule: messenger RNA, 1737 nt
Organism: Papaver somniferum (opium poppy)
Lineage: Eukaryota; Viridiplantae; Streptophyta; Magnoliopsida; Ranunculales; Papaveraceae
Product: polyubiquitin
Exons: 2
Coding region: 111-1487 (458 amino acids)
Biological process (GO): protein ubiquitination; modification-dependent protein catabolic process
Cellular component (GO): cytoplasm; nucleus
Molecular function (GO): ubiquitin protein ligase binding; protein tag activity
Source: RefSeq, a predicted model, not a curated record
CUCUUCGGGAAUACUCGAUCAACCCAGACACUCAUAUUCGGCGAUCUAAACUAGGUUUCUUCAAAUUCGGCGAUCUAAACUAGGUUUCUUCAACACCCACCUAUCUCAGGAUGCAGAUUUUUGUGAAAACUCUCACUGGCAAGACCAUUACACUUGAGGUUGAGAGCUCAGAUACCAUUGACAAUGUGAAGGCUAAGAUUCAAGAUAAGGAAGGAAUUCCCCCAGACCAGCAGAGGUUGAUCUUUGCCGGUAAGCAGUUGGAAGAUGGAAGAACUCUUGCUGACUACAACAUCCAGAAAGAAUCCACUCUCCAUCUUGUCCUACGUCUCAGAGGUGGUAUGCAAAUCUUUGUGAAAACCCUGACUGGAAAGACCAUUACUUUGGAGGUCGAGAGCUCUGAUACUAUCGAUAAUGUCAAGGCCAAGAUCCAAGACAAGGAAGGUAUUCCUCCAGACCAGCAGAGGUUGAUUUUUGCUGGGAAGCAAUUGGAAGAUGGGCGCACCCUUGCUGACUACAACAUCCAGAAGGAAUCCACUCUCCAUCUUGUCCUCCGUCUCAGAGGUGGUAUGCAAAUCUUUGUAAAAACCCUAACUGGAAAGACUAUCACUUUGGAAGUCGAAAGUUCUGAUACUAUCGAUAAUGUCAAGGCCAAGAUCCAAGAUAAGGAAGGUAUUCCUCCAGACCAGCAGAGGUUGAUUUUUGCUGGGAAGCAAUUGGAAGAUGGGCGUACCCUUGCUGACUACAACAUCCAAAAGGAAUCCACCCUUCACUUGGUUCUACGACUAAGAGGUGGUAUGCAGAUCUUUGUGAAAACCCUUACUGGAAAGACCAUCACCUUAGAAGUUGAGAGUUCAGAUACCAUUGACAACGUUAAGGCUAAGAUUCAAGAUAAGGAAGGUAUUCCUCCAGACCAGCAACGACUGAUCUUUGCUGGAAAACAAUUGGAAGAUGGGCGUACCCUUGCUGACUACAACAUCCAGAAGGAAUCUACUCUCCAUUUGGUGCUUCGUCUCAGAGGUGGUAUGCAGAUUUUUGUGAAAACCCUGACUGGAAAAACAAUCACUUUAGAGGUUGAGAGUUCGGAUACUAUAGACAAUGUGAAGGCGAAGAUACAAGACAAAGAAGGUAUUCCUCCAGAUCAGCAGAGGUUGAUUUUUGCUGGGAAACAAUUGGAAGAUGGGCGUACCCUUGCCGACUACAACAUCCAGAAGGAAUCCACCCUUCACCUUGUCUUGCGUCUUCGUGGUGGUAUGCAGAUAUUUGUGAAAACCUUGACUGGAAAAACCAUCACCUUGGAGGUUGAGAGCUCUGAUACCAUUGAUAACGUGAAGGCCAAAAUCCAGGACAAGGAGGGAAUUCCUCCAGAUCAGCAAAGGUUGAUUUUUGCCGGGAAGCAACUCGAGGAUGGUCGCACUCUUGCUGAUUACAACAUUCAGAAGGAGUCCACCCUCCACCUUGUCCUCCGUCUCCGAGGUGGUUUCUGUUGAUGGCAUUGAUUUCCAAGAUGAUCGCGAGCGUCAGUUGGUGUGUUACCUUUACACUGCAUGCUUUCAUGAUUUCUGAAUUAUCUUUGGUUUUCUGUUUGUGAAAAACUUUAUAUUCCCUAUGGUAUGAGCAAUAGUGAAAUGCCAUGUUAGUAUUAUGUGCCUGUCAGACACUUAUGGUUAAGUGCAUGAAUAAAGUUGCAACAUUUGGUGAUAUGUACAUUGUUGUCUUUUUGAGGCUUGGCUAGUUCGA